AUGCGUUUAACAGAUCAAUCAUCAACAUUAAUAAACAAAGAUAAUAAUAAAAAUAAAUAUUUUAUAACAAAAACAGCAUAUUUAUCAGUUGAAUUAAAUCCACAUAACUUACUGUAUUUAAUAUUAUUAGUCAAGCAAAAACAAUUGCCAAAAGAAUCACUAAACAUUUAUUUAUCAAAUUCACAAUCAUGUGAAGCUAUGUUUCGUAAUACACGGUCACUAAGUGGUGCUUAUUCAACAAUAAUUAAUUUUACAGUUCAUAAAUUCCUUCAACGAACUAGAAAGCUAGCAAUACUAAAUAAAAUAAGAUGCCAUGAAUUAAUACGCCAAGAUGAUGGGAAUAUACUUUUUCCAAUUCAUCACAAACAUAAAAUUGACAAUGAUUUAUUAGCAGUAUCAAAUUUAGAUGAUAUUGGUUAUUUUGAUAUAGAGCAAAUUAUAUUUGAAUCAUAUGAUGCAUCAAUUAAGUUAAUUGAAAAUUUAGGAAUAUCAACAUUAUUAAAAAAGCAUCGAAUAUAUGAAUUAGAACAAUUAAGUAAAUUUAUAUUUAAUGAAUUAAAUUCAAAGUCAAAAACGUUUGAUAAUUCAGCAAGAACAACAAACAAUAACGACGAUGAUGAUAACACUAGUUGCGACGAUGAUAAUUAUAAAUCAGAAAACAAUGAUGAUGAGAAUAACGAUAACGAUAAUAUUUCCGAUAAUGAUGAUGAUAAUGUAUCUGAUAAUGAAGAGGAUGAAACUAUUCAAUCAACAAAAACAAUUUUUUUUGGAAUACAUAUCAAAGAUAAAAUCAGUCCUUAUUUGGUAAAUUCAUAUUUCAAACUAAAAAUUAAUAAUAUCAUUAAAUAUUUACACGAACAAUCAGCAUUAUGGCUAUUGCCUGAGAAAACUGAUCGUCCAUCGAUCGACAGAUUUUCACGAGUUAUGCAAUCAAGUAAAAUUGAAUAA
This is a messenger RNA of Rotaria sordida, 948 nucleotides long. The record is from the annotation of a GenBank genome assembly. Lineage: Eukaryota; Metazoa; Rotifera; Eurotatoria; Philodinida; Philodinidae.